Messenger RNA from Tauraco erythrolophus (red-crested turaco), 1245 nucleotides. NCBI's taxonomy places the organism in Eukaryota, Metazoa, Chordata, Aves, Musophagiformes, Musophagidae. The record is from RefSeq and is a predicted model, not a curated record.
UACAUGGGGUGCAUUGAGGUGCUGCGCUCCAUGAGGUCCCUCGACUUCAACACCCGGACACAGGUCACCAGGGAAGCCAUCAACAGACUGUACGAGGCGGUGCCGGGCGUGAAGGGCAUCUGGAAGAAGAAGGCUCCCAACAAAGCUCUCUUCUCCAUCCUGGGCAAGAGCAACCUCCGCUUCGCUGGCAUGAGCAUCGCUGUCAAUAUCUCCGUUGAUGGACUGAACCUCAUGGUCCCCACCACGCGCCAGAUCAUCGCCAACCACCACAUGCAAUCCAUCUCCUUUGCCUCCGGUGGGGACACGGACACCACGGACUAUGUCGCCUACGUCGCCAAGGACCCCAUCAACCAGAGAGGUGACACUGGCCCCUGUGCCCGCGAGCUGUGCAGAAGAGGAGGGAUGCGCUGGGAGAUGGAGGCUGGAGGAGGGGAUCCCUUGUGCUGGGCGGUGCUGGGUGCAGAGGAGUCGGCCUGGGGGGAAGACGAGGAGGGGGCCGAGCACGAUUACUACAACAGCAUCCCGGGGAAGGAGCCGCCUGGACUGAUCGACUCCCGGCUCCGGCACGGCACAGUCCUGGGCCAUGUCCACACUCAGCCCUCCAGCUCUGCACCCCCCAGCCAGCCGGGACCACCCUGGGACCUGGAGAGCCAGGGCCAGCCCUGUGAUGGGUACCUGCAGGCAGAUGGCCAUGCCCUGGGGCCACGGGACUACGAGGAGCACAUGUACGUGAACACCCAGAGCCUGGACACCUGGGAGCCGGAGGCGACGGCUCGCGGGGUGCCAGAGGAGAGCCCCAAAAAGGACCUCUUUGAUAUGAGGCCAUUCGAGGAUGCCCUGAAGCUCCAUGAGUGCAUUGCGGGGGGCGGCACCAGCCUCCCCAUCGAGGACCAGUGGCCGAGCCCCCCGACGCGGAAAGCCCCUGUCGCCCCCACGGAGGAGCAGCUCAGGCGGGAGCCAUGGUACCACGGGAGGAUGAGCCGGCGGGACGCCGAGAGGCUCCUGCAGACAGACGGCCGGGUGCGGGACAGCCUCACCAGCCCGGGGCAGUACGUGCUGACUGGGAUGCACAGUGGGCAGCCCAAGCACCUGCUGCUGGUGGACCCUGAGGGCGUGGUGAGGACGAAGGACGUGCUGUUUGAGAGCAUCAGCCACCUCAUCAGCCACCACCGGCAGAACGAGCAGCCCAUCGUGGCUGCAGAGAGUGAGCUGCACCUCCGCCAGGUUGUCCGGAGGAAGCAGUGA